CACCACCUCUGCCUCACCCCGCGCCACACCUGGCCGUUCUCUCCCCACCCCUACGAGCCCGCUCCCCCCGUUCCUCUCCACGCCCUCACCCCUCCUCGUGCGCCAGGACCAUGGCGCAGGCGUCGCCCGCGGCGCCGCGCGUCUACUCGCUCUGGAUCUACUCGCCCGCCUGCCUGCUCCUCUACCACGCCGACUGGGCCGCGCACUACGCCGACGCGCCCGCCGCGGCACGUGCGCCGCGUGCGGCGGGCGCGACGCUGCUGCCGGGCGUCAGUCGUGCCGUGGCGGCAGCGGCGCCCGAGGCCGAGGCAGGCCUGCAGCCGCGCCAAGGGCCGGCGAAUGCAAGACUCGCGCUCGACGAGGAGGCCAAGCUGGUGUAUGGCGUCGUGUUCAGUCUGCGCAACAUGGCGCGCAAACUCAAUGGCGCACAAGAAGUGUUCAACUCCUUUUCCACGCCGCAAUACACCCUCUCGCAUCUGCACACGCCCACGCUGCACACCUUUGUCCUCAUCACCUCGCCGCUCGCGCCGCCGCGCGCCGCCUCGGCAGGCGGCGGCGGCGGCAUCCCGGGCACGGGCGGCAUGAGCAGCACCGGCGUGCUGCAGCAGCUGUGGCGCGGCCCGUGGCAGGAAUGGGUGGUGCGCAACCCGGCGGUGGCGCUGGAGCGCUCGCGCGGCACGGACGAGGCAGGCGAGAUGAAGGAGGAGCGACGCAGAGGAGUGGACAGCGAUGGCUUUCGAGAGGGCGUCGAGAGAGUCUUUGCGCAGAACAAGCUGCUCGCUCCAUCAGCCUGAGGGAACCGGACAGGCGAACUGCUGCCGCUAGCCACGGGCAACGCAGUGCGGGGAAAGGUAGGGAGG
Messenger RNA from Tilletiopsis washingtonensis, 860 nucleotides. RefSeq lists its product as hypothetical. Gene Ontology annotation, biological process: endoplasmic reticulum to Golgi vesicle-mediated transport. The transcript is spliced from 3 exons. The record is from RefSeq and is a predicted model, not a curated record. NCBI's taxonomy places the organism in Eukaryota, Fungi, Basidiomycota, Exobasidiomycetes, Entylomatales. Gene Ontology annotation, cellular component: TRAPP complex. The coding region runs from base 111 to 794 and encodes 227 amino acids.